GGGGCCUGCUGGGGUCAAACUCUGUGUAGACCUUGACGAGGGUUCUCGGACCGGCUACUCUUGAAAAACAGGCAGACCGACAAGUAAAUAACCAGAGGGGGGGAACGGAGAGAUUCCUGAUCAUGAGGCCUAGCCCCACAUUUGAAGAGCACCUGCUCGAACCUUAACAGGACCAGGAUCGCCUGAAUACUGAAGACUUCUUCCUCCAGCUUUUCCACAGGCAUCUGCAUCUCAUAUGGUGCAGCAGCUAUAACUCACACAUGGGAGAUUUCAUGGUGUCUGGUUUGGGUUCUGGAACUCUUGCCACAGUCUCAAAUUGAUCACAGAGUCAGUUGAGUGUUGCAGAAGUGUUGGACAAUGUUUCCCCCUGCUGGCAGGAAACACACCCACACACACCCACACACACGCACACACAUACACACACACACACGUAUCCACUUGUUCAGUAUCAGCACAACAGCCCAAAGGUGGAGUAGCUGUGUCUCUUCCAGUGUCUGGGUGGGGCAGCCGAGGUGUGUCCCUGCGUCGAGUCACUGAGCCAGUAACAGUCCGUGUGUAGUGCGUACUAACCCAGAACACAAGGUGCACGGACAGGAGCUUUCACUUAUUGGUGGUUUUCUGCGGCUAAACCAACACAUCAUCUGUCCACCGAGUCCGGCUUCCUGCUCCGGACAUUCCACCGUCGGGAAGAACCGGGGGGAAUUGAAACAAAUGGCUAAAGUUCUAUUAUUCACCUUGUGCGUAACGUUGAUCCUUCCCCGGGGGGAGUCGUGUUCCAUCCCGAGGUUCCUCUCCGUGGACGUGCCGCAAGCUAUUCCGCGUCAAUAUGAAAUCACCAAAGUCGACGUCUCAGGCUGCGACGGGAGCACCGUGAGUCUCACUGUCACGGACCCGAGCUUCACGGUGACGUCACACGGGGCGAUACUGGCUUCCACGGCCGUGUACGUGGGGAAUAGCGGGCGGACAUUUUCCGUGCGGGCCUGGGACGGAGCGGGGACGGGAAGUGAGAUGGAAGUUCACCUUGUACCAUGGAGAUCGUCACCCAAGAAAAGCCCAGACUUCCUGAAACGCUCCAAGAGAAGGUGGGGUCCCGCCCCCUUCAAUAUAUUAGAGAAUGACCACGGGCCCUAUCCCAAAGACAUAGAUGUGGUUGCGUCCGAUUCUGCAGCCAACCAAGCCGUGUACUACACCAUCAGCGGACCCGGUGUCGAGAGGAACCCGGUCGGCGUGUUCUCCCUCGACAGAGAGACUGGGAUGUUGAGGGUGCACAAACCAGUUGAUCGUGAGAUGUUCCCAAACUUUACAUUGAGGACCAGAGUUUUCAGCAAAGCAACAAACGUGGAGACAGACCUUUUCUUUGACAUCAAAGUAAUUGUGGACGAUGUGAAUGACAAUGCGCCGCAAUUCGAUUCCCCCCUGCAGUUCACUGUGCCCGAGCAAAGCAAAGCAGGGACAGUGGUGGGGGAGGUGAAAGCUUCAGACAAAGACGAACCAGGCUCCCUCCAUGUAAAGAUCAAGUAUUCUCUCAAGAAUGGAUUAGACCUGUUCGCCAUUGACCAGGCUACCGGUGUCAUCACCACAGCAACCAACACCCUGGACAGAGAGGUGAAAGACAAGCAUUUGGUGACAGUGGAAAUCAGAGAUAUGCAGGGUGCAGUCACUGGGCUGUUCACUACGGCAACAGCAACAAUUACUGUGGGGGACAUCAACGACAACCCGCCGACCUUCGUAAAAGCCUCAUACACACACAUUGUCAAAGAAAAUGAACAAGAUAAAUUCAUGUUCAGAAUUCCCGUCGAGGACAAGGAUCAAGUGAACACGCCGAACUGGAUUUCAAAAUUCGUCAUCACUAAAGGAAAUGAAAAUGGCAACUUCAGGAUUGACAGGGACCCCAAAACAAACGAUGGUCUUGUGUACGUCACUGAGCCAUUAAACCAUGAGAAAACCCCAAAAGUAAAACUGGAGAUCGAGGCACGCAACGAAGCUGAGCUGAGCGACCCCAAGUUAAAGUGGAACCUUAUCCCCGUGGACCUCACCGUCAAAGAUGUCGACGAGGGCCCAGAAUUCACAGCUCCUACCAUCCGCAUCCCCGUCAAAGAGAACACGCCAAACGGCACGUUGAUAGGAAGCUACACGGCUGUGGAUCCCGAGACCAAGAGCAGCAACGGCAUCAACUACUACAAGGUCUCAGACCCAGCCCUCUGGAUCAAUGUGGAUAAAAAUACAGGAGAGCUGAAGGUUGCAAACACAAUCGACAGAGAGUCCCACUUUGUCAAUGAUGGAAUUUACAACAUCACCGUGAAGGCUCUUGAUGCUGGCGGCAAAUCGGCCAUAGGAAAAGUCAUCAUCGUGGUGGAGGAUGUCAACGACAACAGGCCAACGGUCCCCGUCAGUGAGCUGAUCAUGUGCGAGAAGCCAGGCGAGCUGGGCUCGGUCGUGGUUGUGGCUGAAGACAAAGACGCAUCUCCCUUUUCUUCCCCUUUCACCUUUCAUAUGCCCACUGACAACGACGGCCAAUGGUCAGUGACGAAAUUUAAUGAUACCGCAGGGUUGUUGAAGCACAACAAAGAACUUCCAACCGGGAUGCACAGUGUUCCAGUGGAAAUUGCAGAUCUGCAGGGCUUCGGUAAAACACAGAUGGUGCCGGUCAGGAUCUGCCAGUGCAAGAACGGCGUCUGCGUGGACCAGGACAGAUCCAUAUCAUAUGGGAGCAUGGGUAUUUUGGCUAUGCUGUUACCUCUGGCCCUCCUCCUCCUGCUCUUGUUACUCCUCGGCUUCUUCUGUGCGACGCAGAGAGAGAAGGUGAAGCUUGAGGAUAUAGGAGACAGCGGUGGAAUCAUUCUUAAAUCAAACACCGAAGGCCGAGGGGAUGAAGUGGAUGUCAGUCUCCUCCCGGUCUCCAGCUUUGCAGGCGAAGAAGUAAUGAAGGGCUCAGUUAAGGGUGUGAGUGCAGGAUACCCGGGAUUAAACAGUAUGAGCACAGUCGGAGCUCAUAGCACGACCGACAACUGGAUGUACAAGUCUGGCGCUGACUUGCAAUACACCAACCAGUUUGAUGCCCAGUACGUCGGCAACUAUGAAGGCCAGCUAGUUGGAAGUGGCGUGAACUUCGACAACGGACAACUUCAGCAGGGAUCAUCUUUUCUCCACAACUGGGAAGCAAACGGCAUCUAUCUACGCGAGAAACUGCACUACCUGGGAACAGAGGAGGAAGGAUGCUACGCGGAGGACAUCAACCACGCCUACGGUUUCGAGGGCGUGGGCUCGGCAGCCGGCUCCGUGGGCUGCUGCAGCGACUUUGGCGACAGCGAUAACCUCAACUUCCUAGACGCGCUCGGACCGAAGUUCAAAACUCUCGCAGACGUCUGUCAAAAGACAUGAACGAUGGAGCUGAAAUAACGGUGUUUACUCUUCACCGCAGCAAGUAGAGCGACGCCUGGGAUCUGAGCGCUCGAUAACGCCCCUGAACAUGAAUGGAAAAUAUGAACAAGCCGGCGGCAUCAGUGUGUGCACGCGCUGCUCUGCCAUUGCUUAUUGUUUUGUUAGCUUUUUCUUAGCUGUUAUUUUUGGUAAGAGUCUUUUGCACUGAGAACUAUGAUGUACAUAAUCUGUAUGUACUGUAUUAACAUGUCGCUUGGCUUUACAGGUCAUGAAGUUUGUUGUUGAUAUACAUGCAGUGAAGGGCUGUUGGGGUUUUAUAAUUAAUUCAUAACAAAUGUGGUUAUUUUGGUUUUUAUUCAUUAUUGCUGUUGAUGGUUAAUGAUACAGUCUUGCGUUUGUGUCGCUGCUUGUUUGCAAAAUUGUUUUGAUAUAUUUUUUAAAGAAAAAUAAAUAACUAAAUGAAAUAAGACAUGCACUUUUUAACAGUUAAGGUGGGAAAUAAGAUGUCUAAUUUACAUUCCUCUCAUAUUUAUAAUUGACACACAAUUAAUGUUGACUGACUUUCAAUGUUCUUUUAAGAAAGUACAUAUCUGGCGCCUGGUCAUCCUCCGUGGUGAGGAACAGGGUGUGGGUUCAGGCUUGGCUGUGCCUGAGGUUAUUGACACAUUCUGGCAGUAAUCCCACAAAAGUCAGCACAAGGGCGUGAAAGGGCGGAGUGAGGCGUCAACGACAUUGCUGUGCAUUGCAACAGGCUGUGUACAAGAAGGAAAGAAAGUGAACCAGUUCAGACAAAGGUUCUCACAAUCUGAUAAGAGUGAUUUGACAUUCCCCUGCGCUCAUACGUCUGUGUGUGUGUUUGUGUUUGUAUGUAUGUGUGUGUCUGUGCAUUCAGCUGUUAAAUCUGUAAUCACGUAUUGCCAUUAAAGAAUGUGUCCCCCUGUGAA
This is a messenger RNA of Limanda limanda (common dab), 4325 nucleotides long. RefSeq names its product desmocollin 2 like (gene dsc2l). Gene Ontology annotation, molecular function: calcium ion binding; cadherin binding. The coding region runs from base 712 to 3381 and encodes 889 amino acids. The transcript has 16 exons. Gene Ontology annotation, cellular component: adherens junction; intercalated disc; catenin complex. The record is from RefSeq and is a predicted model, not a curated record. Gene Ontology annotation, biological process: synapse assembly; multicellular organism development; calcium-dependent cell-cell adhesion. Lineage: Eukaryota; Metazoa; Chordata; Actinopteri; Pleuronectiformes; Pleuronectidae.